Messenger RNA from Anopheles funestus (African malaria mosquito), 1140 nucleotides. RefSeq names its product solute carrier family 25 member 45. Lineage: Eukaryota; Metazoa; Arthropoda; Insecta; Diptera; Culicidae. Bases 53 to 943 code for a protein of 296 amino acids. Gene Ontology annotation, molecular function: high-affinity L-arginine transmembrane transporter activity. Gene Ontology annotation, biological process: mitochondrial L-ornithine transmembrane transport. The transcript has 6 exons. The record is from RefSeq and is a predicted model, not a curated record. Gene Ontology annotation, cellular component: mitochondrion.
CGUCACAAUCGGAGCAGUGUAUCGUGUGAUCUGCUGGUCAGCUGGUAAAAAGAUGAAUCCGGUACUGUGCGAUUUCAUUGCCGGUUCCUUCGGUGGGGCCUGUGGUUUGCUGGUGGGGCAUCCGAUGGACACUAUUAAGGCAUGGCAGCAAAACUCAAACUACGGCAUGGGCAGCGCUAUGUAUAACAUCAUCAUACGCAACAACGGUCUCAAAGGAUUCUACCGUGGAAUGUACUUCCCGCUACUAUCGAACGGUGCCUUGAAUUCGGUCGUCUUUGCCGUGUACGGUUCCCAUUUGCGCUAUCUACAGAAGCACACAAGAUCGGAUCGGCUACGGAAAGCUUACUGGAGGAAGCAUGUGUUUCUGGCAGGUUCCAUGGCAGGAUUGGCACAAGUGUUUCUUGCCUGCCCGAUCGAGGUGGUUAAGGUACGACUGCAGACCCUGUCCUUUAUCGGUCAUCCCUGGGCCUGCCUGAAGGAUAUUUUCCGACGCGAAGGACUGUCGGGUAUUUAUCGUGGCAUCACACCGAUGAUGUUCCGUGAUGUGCUACCGUACGGUGUGUACAUGUACGUGUACGAGUACAUGCUGGAAAUUGAGGAACGGUUGCACCGACUCAGCAAGGAACGGCUUACCGGUGUUCCGAUCGGUGGUGCUCUACAGGCAUCGCUGAUAGCGACUGCUGGUGCCGUCGCCGGUGUUGCCUCGUGGAUGUUUAUCGUACCAUUCGAUGUGGUCAAAACGGUCAUGCAGGCAGAAACGGAUCCUUCCGUACACAAGAGCAUGAUGCACUGUUUCCGAUCGAUGAUUAAGAAGCAUGGAUGGCGCUCACUAUUUCGAGGCAGUCUGGUCAUUAUUGCUCGUGCGGCUCCCGUCAAUUCGGCUACCUUUCUCGGUUACGAGUACUGUCUGGAGAAGUGUCACCAUCUGCUAGAUGAGAAGUGAAUAGAAACGAUCGAUUAGUGUCGAUCAUCGUUCGCGUAUAAUUGUGUUGUGUGAUCGAAAGGUUUGGAGUUGUGGAAUUGUGCCAAGGUUGUGUACACAGUGAUGUAUAAUAUUUGUACCUUAAUAUUCAAUAAUCUAGUGUUAAGUCUGUAUAAUAAAUCUUAAAGCGCUCGAUAUUUGCGCUAAUGCUGACUAAA